Molecule: messenger RNA, 2534 nt
Organism: Anastrepha obliqua
Lineage: Eukaryota; Metazoa; Arthropoda; Insecta; Diptera; Tephritidae
Gene: Shc
Product: SHC-transforming protein 2
Exons: 7
Coding region: 791-2257 (488 amino acids)
Biological process (GO): cell surface receptor protein tyrosine kinase signaling pathway; intracellular signal transduction
Cellular component (GO): plasma membrane
Molecular function (GO): receptor tyrosine kinase binding
Source: RefSeq, a predicted model, not a curated record
GCUGACAGAUGUUAACCAGCCGAACUGCUUGUGUUUGCACGUCUCUUUUUGACUUUUCAGUCAAUCAGUUUGUUAAAGAAACGCGUCAAUUGCACUCUAAACUGUUGCUGUGCGUUCGUGAGUGAAAAGUGAAUCAAUGUGAAGUCAAUUUCUUAUUAAAUAAAUAAAAGUUUAGCGGCACAAGAGCAGGAAAAAACCUCUACUAGUUUGCAUAUCAGCUGAGCGAAAAGCAAAAAUUUAGAAGAAAAAAGUGAACGAGUGUCGGAAAGUAAAAAUAUUAUAAAAUUUUUUGAAGGCGCAACGCUUCUGCAUGUUAGCAAUUAUAACCAGCAGACACCAAACGCACUCGCAAUCGUCUGUUAUGGCGACCGACAGCAGCAAAUAGGCAGAACAUCUAAUAAAAAAUGUGAUUUUCAUGUGCAAAAUAUAAUUAAAAACUAUCAAAGUGUGUAUUUGAAAAAAAGUUAAUAAAUAAAUUUAAAAUAAAAAAUAUUAGAAAAAAUCAACACCGUGCGCUGCAUGAAAUAUAUAUGUACAUAUUUUUCGCUUUACUUGAUAAGCGCAGGAAUUUGGCGUCGCAUCGGCUUCGGUACGCUUUGGAUAGAGGCAAGCAUAGAAAGACAACAGAAAUUUUGAAUACACCAACCAACGUUGACCAAUUGCAACAUCCAGGCAAGACGCAAAGUCUUUUGUAAAUGCAAACCGUUGAUGUGAAAUUUUGCAGCAGCAACGCCUGAAUAUAACAAAUUCAUAUAAAACGCAUAACUGUAUACAAGCAAAGACCGCAAAAAUGCCACGCAAUGGCUGUGAGGCCAACGGAGGUGGUGCAAACGAUGGUUGCACUUAUCCCGAUGAGCUGAUCAUGGAGCAGGGUGUCUCGUUCAAUGUGCGGUACACCGGCUGUGUGGAGGUGAAGACUUCAAUGAAAUUGCUGAACUUUGAAACGAGAACCAAAGUUGCACGUGAAUGCAUCAAUCGCGUCUGCGAAGCCGCCGGCCUCAAAUCCGCUGGUAAACGGCGCGUGGAUAAGAAAAUCCUGCAGUAUAUAUCCGAUCAGCCACACAUGCAAAAUGCCGGCACAAAUGUCAUCAUCAACGUGUCAAGUCGUGCGCUGGAUUUGGUGAAUGCAGAGACGGGUCAACGCUUAACCAGUCACAACAUGCCACACAUAUCUUUUGCAUCCGGCGGCGACUCGGACACUUUAGACUUUCUGGCAUACAUAGCCAAAAAUGAGAACGAGUGGCGUGCUUGUUACGUGAUCGAGUGCAUUGGCGGACAGAGUGAAGAUUUAAUAUUGACAAUCGGCAAAGCGUUCAUGUUGCGCUUCAAUGCAAUCAAACAUUUGAAAAAUCAAACCGGUGUAAAUCUCAACACUCCAGUGGAGAAUAGUAAAGACUACUACAAUGACUUACCCGAUAAAUUGCCACCGGAAUUGCUGCAUGAAAACGAUUUACCCCCUGAAUUAAAGCAGCAAUUACUACAACAACGAUUACAACAGCAACAAGAACAACAACAACAGCAUCAGCAGCAGCAACAACAGCAAACGCAACAGUCACAAUUACCUCAAAACAAAGUGGGACAUCUGAAUUUGAAGAAACCACGUGACCGUCUCAGUAGUAAUCUAAUUGACUUGAAUAGUCCGCCACCCGACCAGACUACCACCAAAAUGAACCUCAACAAUUUCGACCAGAUGGCCGGUGUCGAGGGUGCGUGUGCGCUUCCACAAGUGCCCGUACAUGAUGUCUUCGAUAUGCAGCCCUUUUCGCUUUCCGCCGAGGUGCAGCGCUCUCAACUAAAUACCGAAUUGUGGUUUCAUGCGGGCAUCAGUCGUCAAAUAGCAGAGAAUAUGCUUAAGAAUGAUGGUGAUUUUUUGGUACGUGAAUCGCAGGGCAAACAUGGUCAAUAUGUGCUUACCGGUUUGGAGGUGAAAACACCCAAGCAUUUGCUACUCAUCGAUCCGGAAGGCGUUGUGCGUACAAAGGAUCGCAUUUUCGAUAGUAUCAGUCACUUGAUUAACUACCAUUGGGCUAAUGCAUUGCCAAUCAUAUCGGAGGAUUCGGAAUUGGUGCUGCGCAACCCGGUGCUGCGGCAAUCCACAGUGCAACACAGUGCACAACAGCAGCAAGCAGUGCAUCAUACAGCAGCAGGUGCGGCCGCCGCCGCCGCUGCUGCCACUACCGCCACUGCAAUGCAACAUCAUCAGCAUCACACACUACAACAACAUACGCAUCAUGCGCGACCGAUUGUGAAUUCUUGAUGAGGCUACUGAAAGCUUCCUGAUGAGGAUAGAAGGAAUUGAUAAAGCAUUGAGAUUUUUAAUAUAAAAUAUUUGUAUCGCAAAUAAGUUAGGUGUUUAAGUUGCACGUAGUGAAGAGGAAGAAAGGCAAAAAAAAAAAAUGUGUCUGAGUGUCAGAAUGUAUUUUGUUUGUGUAGUGGGAUUUUGAGUUUUUUCGAAAAUCCCAGAAAUAGAUGUAAAAUGUAUUAGUUAAUUGUUUACAUUUGUAUACUCGCUUUGGGCUCCUUGAAUUCGUUCG